Molecule: messenger RNA, 1311 nt
Organism: Coniosporium apollinis CBS 100218
Lineage: Eukaryota; Fungi; Ascomycota; Dothideomycetes
Exons: 1
Coding region: 1-1311 (436 amino acids)
Source: RefSeq, a predicted model, not a curated record
AUGGAGGCUUCUAAGACCCGCGAGGACGACCGCCACCUCGCCUCCGUAGAACCUACGGACGUUCCCGCCGCCGAGAAUGCACUUGUCGCGCCUCUUCGUGAGGUGACUGAAGCCACAUCUGGACAAGAAACGAGCGGGCAGCCGCUCACCGCCGAAGAGCCAGAGCCUCCAGUCUCAGAAACCGAAGGCUGGAUCAUCGAUGCUGAGGAUGAUGAAGACGCCGACGGCUUCAAUGGGCCUGUAGGCAUCGAUCCGUCCUUACUAGGUGACGCUUCCGACUUUGAAGACGACGACUCGGACGACACAUCGAGCGAAAUUGGGCCCUUGCUGGCCGAUGAUUUGGAAUACGCGCCGUACUUUACCUUGGAGAAUGACGUACCAUUCGACAUCUGGGAUAGCGGCAAUAGCUACAACAUCGACGCCGGCGAGCACGAGUUCAGAGGGAUGCGUGCAACAGACAUCGAUGAUGAUGACGACGACGAUGAGUAUGACCAGGACGAGGACAAUGAGGAAGACGAAGUAUUCGAGACAUUCGAGGGCUGCUUCCAGCCUGUGCCUGCAGCCCUCAUGCCCGGCUCAGACGGCGGCUGCAGCGUAUGCGGCGACGCCUUCUCGAUGCUCACCCUGCCGAUCCAGAUCCACUGCGGCCAUGCCUUUUGCCGGCACUGUAUCUGCUCAUGGGCUGACGGCUGUGUGCGAGCGUACAAAGCGCCCAACUGUCCCAUGUGCCGUUGUGUACUCCGGCCAAUCCAGACGCCUACGGUCGAGCAGAUAGCUAGCGGGCGGUGGAACGAACUCCUGACAUUCCGCCACGCAUGGGCGGACGCAGCACGCCGCGACGAGCUUGGCUUCAGCGCGCGCGUGCAGUGGCACGGUUCGAGUGUCGUCCGCCACCACCGCGAGGAGCUGUACGCCGCGACCUACAUGUACAGCUCGCUGGCCUCAAGCCCGCGGGGCAACUCAGCGACCCCGCGCGGCAUGGCGCUGCUGCUACAGGCUGUCUGGCGCGCGAUUGAGGGGUUUGAGGAGCGCGAAGCCAGCUUCGAUGAGGCGUACGGGGACCUUUUGGCCCGGGCUACGGCUUUGGUGGAGGAGGAUUCAAAGGGCGACUUUGUGGUGCAGAUGGUGCCGCAGACUGUGGAGGUGGUCAAUGACUGGUUGGCUACGCUGAUUGUGAUGGGGUUGCUGAUGGCGGCGGAGCUGGCAAGGCCGGCUGGUAGUGACGUGGAGGAGGCGGAGGUGGAGGCGGAGACAAAGAAGGGGCCUCAUCGCCCUCGCGCUGUGAGUUUUCUGCGGACGUGCCCAACAUGA